AUGUAUUAUGGACCAGACCGGCUACCCUUCAUGUAUUAUGGACUAGUCCGGCUCCCCCUCGUGUAUUAUGGACCAGACCGGCUCCCCUUCAUGUACUAUGGACUAGUCCGGCUCCCCCUCAUGUAUUAUGGACCAGACCGGCUUCCCUUCAUGUACUAUGGACUAGUCCGGCUCCGCCUCGUGUAUUAUGGACCAGUCCGGCUCCCCCUCGUACCAGACUGGCUCCUCCCCAUGUAUUACAGACCAGACUGGCUCCUCCCCAUGUAUUACAGACCAGACCGGCUCCUCCCCAUAUAUCACGGACCAGACCUGUACCUUCCCGUGUAUUAUGGACCAGACCGGCUCUGCCUCAUAUAUCAUGGACCAGACCAUUCAUCCAUGUGUAUUACGGACCAGAGUGGCUCACCCAUAGUGUAUUACGGACCAGACUGCCUCCCCCUCGUGUAUUACGGACUAGACUGGCUCCCCUUCAUAUAUUAUGGACCAGUCCGGCUCCCCUUCAUGUAUUAUGGACCAGACCAGCUCCCCCUUGUGUAUUAUGGACCUGUCCGGCUCCUCCUCGUGUAUUAUGGACCUGUCCGGCUCCUCCUCGUGUAUUAUGGACCAGUCCAGCUCCCCCUCGUGUAUUAUGGACCAGACCAGUUCCCCCUCAUGUAUUAUGGAACAGACCGGCUUCUCCUUGUGUAUUACAGACCAGACUGGCUCCUCCCCGUGUAUUACGGACCAGACCGGCUCCUCCCCGUGUAUUACAGAACAGACCGGCUCCCCCUCGUAUAUUAUGGACCAGACCUGUACCUUCCCAUGUAUUACGGACCAGACCGGCUCUGCCUCGUAUAUUACGAACCAGACCGUUCAUCCACGUGUAUUACGGACCAGAGUGGCUCACCCAUAGUGUAUUACGGACCAGACCGCCUCCCCCUCGUGUAUUACGGACCAGACCGGCUCCUCCCUAUGUAUUAUGGACCAGACCUGUACCUCCCCGUGUAUUAUGGACCAGACUGGCUCUGCCUCAUAUAUCACAGACCAGACCGGUCCAUCCCCAUUUAUUAUGGACCAGACUAG
Molecule: messenger RNA, 1062 nt
Organism: Hemiscyllium ocellatum (epaulette shark)
Lineage: Eukaryota; Metazoa; Chordata; Chondrichthyes; Orectolobiformes; Hemiscylliidae
Exons: 2
Coding region: 1-1062 (353 amino acids)
Source: RefSeq, a predicted model, not a curated record